AGAAUAAGAUGAGGUGAGGAAUUUUCCUCCAUCAAAACCUCCAUGGAAAUCACCCACACACACUUCCAGCAAAAUAUAUAGCACCACAAGCCACUGGCCUUAUCCCUGAAAAAACACCCAAACCACUGGCUUCCUCCACCGGAAACCCUCCAAGCAACAUCAAAAUUCACCCAAAACCCUUAACACCAUCACCACCAUUCAGCAAUCCCAAACAGCCUGCCUAGAACAACAGUACUAGUGCAGUCCAUGGAAGCAACCGAUUUUUGAGCCUUAGUUUGCUUUCCUUUUGAUGGUGGUUGAGAUUACCACCUUCAUCAAAGCUCUUGGAAACCUCACAACAGUCCCAAGAAGGUCUCCAAGUCAAAAGCUCACAAUACAUUUGAAAAUUGGUCGAACAUCAAGUUCUGACCAGCAGAUAAUGGAUCACAGCCAUGAAGUUUCACUUGAUAUCAACGAGUUAGCCAAUUCUUUGAGGGAGCAAUUGAAGAUCAAGAAGGCUUUCUCCCUGGCAUGCUGCAUCUACAGAGUCCCGGAACGAUUGCGGAAGUUAAAUGAAAAGGCAUAUACACCUCGAGUAGUCUCAAUAGGCCCUAUUCACCGUGGUAAGGAGAAUCUAAAAGCUAUGGAAGACUACAAAAUAAUGUACCUGAAGCAGUUUCUCGAACACAAUUUAUUAGUGAGUGUGGAGGAUUUAAUUAACAUUAUCAAGGAGAAUGAAACGGAAUUACGUGAUAGUUAUGCCGAAACCAUUGAUCUUAUGCUUGAAAGGCGGUUUUAUGAAAGGAGACGUAGUGACCACAUUUUCUAUCGUCCAUUUAAGUUAGUUGACGUCAUGUUUGAUAUGUGCUUGCUUGAAAAUCAGCUUCCAUUCUUCAUCCUCCAGAAGUUUUUUGAGCUAUCCAGUGUAGCUGCCAAUCCUGGUAAUUGUACCCUUAUUGAGCUUACUUGUGGGUUAUUAAAAGUACCAUGGUCUGACUGGGUAGAAGAGGACAGUUGA
This is a messenger RNA of Populus trichocarpa (black cottonwood), 997 nucleotides long. Its product is annotated as UPF0481 protein At3g47200. The coding region runs from base 290 to 997 and encodes 235 amino acids. The record is from RefSeq and is a predicted model, not a curated record. The transcript is spliced from 3 exons. Lineage: Eukaryota; Viridiplantae; Streptophyta; Magnoliopsida; Malpighiales; Salicaceae.